AUGGGCUGCUGCAAAUCAUCUGAUAAUAGAACCUAAGAGGAUUUUGAAUCUAAAAAACCUCAAAAGCAUUCAGAGAAUCUUUAAAAUAAUAAAUAAUAUUCUGAAUAAGAACCAAAGGAGAAGGUCUCUGAAAAAAAAACUCAAGCAGAUUUUUCUGAUUAAAAAUUUAAUAAUAAUGAAUCUUAAAAUGCCUUAGCACUCUAUAAUAAUGAUAAUGAAGCAAGUAAUACUAGGAUUAUGCUUUAUUAAAAUAAAAAUCAAUAAAUCUUAGCUGCUUAAUAUAGUAAUCAAUAUUAAAGGAUUUAAUAUCUAUAAUCAACGUAUAAAACAAAUACAUUUUCUGAUUCUUAAGUGGAGCUUUAGCAAAAUCAAGAGGAUGAUAGUGAAAAUAACUAGGAUCACAAUAUGUCUAUGUUAAGAAUUAGCAUGAUUGGGCACAAGUCUAAUUCAGAUAAUACAAAAAUUGUUUUGUAUUAGAAAAUGAUAUAACUCAACUUUGAUAAGGAUAAGAUGUAAAUGAUUUUAAGCUAAAAUAUUUCUAUCGGAAAUAUAAAUUCUUAAAAUAUUUAGUACUCGUAAUAAUUUUAUUAGUAUCGUAUGUACAGCUACUUUAAGCAAAAAGAAUCUAAAGAAAAUGCUUUAAAAACUAAACAAUAGGCAGUGAGUGAUCAAGUUGAGCGGAUGAUGAAAGAAAAGAUUCAAAAAAAUAGAUCAAGCUUUGAUUUAUGCUUUUAAGAGAUAGCUUUACUAGCUUUGAAAGCUUAUUAUCAGAAGCAAUAAACAAAUUUGCUAUUUGAAUCACCUGACAGAGAUAAUAAUAUUCUAAAUAAUAUGGAUGAUGAUGAUGAUGACUCUUUCAGUGAAGAAGAUGAGGAUUAUGAAGAUAUUUAAAGACACUUUACCUAAAUAGGUUUUAAUCUGGAAACAUAUUAUCAACUCAAUUUAAAUAAUAAUUAAAUAGGCUGGAAUUGCUAAUAAAUUAAAAAUAAUGAAAAGGGUUUUAUUGACUUUUUAAGGUAAUAAAUUUUAAAAAAAUAUAAAAAUUUGAAAGAGGAUGAUAUUAUUAUCCUCAGCAUAACAGAUGGAAAAGUUGUAGAUUUUAUAUGCCCAAUAUAACUUGAAAACAUCUAAGUUGGAAAUCAAAUAUUUAGGUAAGUUACUAAGAAGUCUAUAGUUAAGGAACUCAAACUAAAAUUAAAAUAUUUUGAUCAUAAAUAUAACUAAAAAUGGCAGACUACUAACUUGAAAUGCUAUAGAGGGAAAAUAAAUAAUAAUAAAUAGGAAUACCACCUUCCAUUCGAUUAUUAUGGAUUAGGAUUAAGGGUUCUAGAUAAAUAUCCUCAAGAUGGUUGGAUAAAUUCAGAUACAAGCGAUUCUACUUGGAUUGUUCUUUUUCACUCUACACGUCCAGAAUCUUUAUAACCUAUUUUAGAAAAUGGGUUUAAAGAAGGAUAAGGUUAAAGGUAUGAAAAAAGCCUAUGCAGAUUUGGAAGAGGUAAAGUUGGGAAAGGUGUCUAUUUUUCGGACAAUAUUAAAAAUUGCGAAAAAUUUGGAUCUCAAAUUUCUGUCUGUGGUAAAGACUACUAAUUAGUUUUUUAAUGCAGAGUUAAUCCAAAAACAGUAAAAAGUCCUUCAGAUAAGUAAUCAUACUAUGUUGUCAAUGAACCUAAAGAUAUUAGACCUUACAGGAUAUUAAUUAAAGAAAAAAAAUGA
Molecule: messenger RNA, 1713 nt
Organism: Tetrahymena thermophila SB210
Lineage: Eukaryota; Ciliophora; Oligohymenophorea; Hymenostomatida; Tetrahymenidae
Exons: 1
Source: RefSeq, a predicted model, not a curated record